This is a messenger RNA of Rhododendron vialii, 1102 nucleotides long. Its product is annotated as ethylene-responsive transcription factor 1A-like. Gene Ontology annotation, molecular function: DNA-binding transcription factor activity; DNA binding. The transcript has a single exon. NCBI's taxonomy places the organism in Eukaryota, Viridiplantae, Streptophyta, Magnoliopsida, Ericales, Ericaceae. Gene Ontology annotation, biological process: regulation of DNA-templated transcription; ethylene-activated signaling pathway. The coding region runs from base 242 to 976 and encodes 244 amino acids. The record is from RefSeq and is a predicted model, not a curated record.
GCAAUUAAGAAAACCAGAAAUUUCAACGUGUUUCAACCAAGUUCAUGAAUCCAAUCUCCCUAACCCAACCCAUCAAAUCCUAUAUAAAUCUCCCUUUCCCUUUUCGCCCAACAUCUCUCUCUCUCUCUCUCUCUCUCUCUCUCUCUCCCUCCCUCUCCCUCUCCAGAUUGAACUAAAUAACUACACGUUGAAAUUGAAUUCAGUACCAUAUAACAUACUGGUGCAUUUGAUUGGGAUAUAUAUGAUGGCUUACACAGAAUGCGAUUUCGAUGCCGACUUUGCUCUGCUCGACUCAAUUACCCGUCACUUGCUCUCUGAGUCUGAAACUCCGGCGACAUACUCGGGCAGUAUUACGGGAUCCUAUUCCCAGAUUAACACUUCAUUAUUACCCUCCUUUACUCACCAGUGGGGAGAGCUUCCGCUCAAGGAAACCGACUCCGACGAUAUGCUAGUGUACCGUAUCCUCGACGAGGCGGCGGACGUUGGGUGGCGGCCGCCGUACGCGGAGGUGGAAACCACCGCCGCCGAGGCGAUGAAGGAAAUGGAGAUUUUGCCGGAGGCGGCGGUGCCGGCGAGGGGGAAGCACUUCAGGGGAGUGAGGCGGCGGCCGUGGGGGAAGUUCGCGGCUGAGAUCAGGGACCCGGCGAAGAAUGGGGCCCGGAUUUGGCUGGGGACGUUUGAGACGGCGGAGGACGCGGCUUUGGCCUACGACAGGGCCGCGUUCCGCAUGCGCGGGUCACGUGCCCUGCUCAAUUUCCCGCUUCGGAUUAAUUCGGGUGAGCCUGAGCCUGUUCGGGUGAGAUCGAAAAGAUCGUCAACCGAGCGAUCUUCGUCACCCUCGGAGAAUGGUGAGCCAAAGAGGAGGAAGAAGGUGGCGGCGACGGCGGAGCCAGUGGCGGUGGCGGUUCAGCCUAAGUUGGAAAUGGAGGGGAGUGGAUUUGAGGGCGCUCUAAUAACAAAUAUAAAAGUAAAUUAGAAAGGCAGCCGAAGUACUGAACCCAUGUUUGUUAGUAUCAUUGUUUGAUUUUGAUACAUUCUUUUCUUUGAUCUUCUGUUCUAUUAAAUCUUAUGGUAUGAAAAUGUAUUACUACCAUCUUUUCCA